AUGUCGUCGCAGAACACGUCAAGCUCCGGCUCCUCUGGCAACAGUGGCGGUCAAGAUUACACUAUAACCAGCUCCGGCACCAACAGCCAAGGAAACCAUUACUGCACUCGUGACUACGGGUCCAGCGCCUCCAAUCCCAACUCUUACCACUACUCCAACACAAACGGCUCGUACUACUACAGCAACCCUAACGGCUCGACGUACUAUAACAAUGGUCGAGGGGGUGCAUGGUACAACCCCGGCAAGUAA
Exserohilum turcica Et28A is the source of this 249-nucleotide messenger RNA. RefSeq lists its product as uncharacterized. The transcript has 3 exons. The record is from RefSeq and is a predicted model, not a curated record. The coding region runs from base 1 to 249 and encodes 82 amino acids. NCBI's taxonomy places the organism in Eukaryota, Fungi, Ascomycota, Dothideomycetes, Pleosporales, Pleosporaceae.